Molecule: messenger RNA, 632 nt
Organism: Sorghum bicolor (sorghum)
Lineage: Eukaryota; Viridiplantae; Streptophyta; Magnoliopsida; Poales; Poaceae
Product: probable LRR receptor-like serine/threonine-protein kinase At1g05700
Exons: 2
Coding region: 30-632 (200 amino acids)
Source: RefSeq, a predicted model, not a curated record
UUCCUAGCUCAGACCAUUAAUAUAUAUAUAUGGCGCCUGCGUUCUUGGUUUUACUGCUGCUAUUUGCCCCUGUCGCCGUCAGUCAGCAAGAUUUCUUGAGCAUCGACUGCGGCCUGGACACCAACUACAGCUACACGGACACGAUCACCGGCAUCGACUACGUCCCCGACGGCUCCUACGUGGACGCCGGCGAGAACCACAGGGUAGCGGCGGAAUACGAGUGGUAUUUCGCCCGCCAUCAAACGCUGAGGAGCUUCCCGUCCGGCGAGCGGAACUGCUACGCGCUGCCCACCGUGGCCGGGACGAAGUACCUGGUGCGGGCCAUCUUGGCGUACGGCAACUACGACGGCAAGAACAGCUCGUCGCUGGAGUUCGACCUGCACCUGGGGGCCAACUACUGGACGACCGUCUACCCGGACGCGACGAGCAGCUACGUGUUCGAGGCCAUCUUCGUGGCGUGGGCGGGGUGGGCGCCGGUGUGCCUGGUCAACACCGGCCGCGGCACGCCGUUCGUGUCCGUCCUAGAGCUCAGGAAACUCGGCUACGGGCUCUAUCCGCAGCUGGCACCACAACUCAUCCUGUCUCUCUACAGACGGCGAAACAUGGGGGGAAACGUUUCAGCUAUACGGUAA